CUUAUUUAACAUCCAAACAGCGUCCUCUGGUGGAGAUUCAAGUAUUACCAAAACAUUGUCAGUGUGUAUUUUAUUGCAAUCAUUCUAACAAAAGAUUAACUAUUUAUUCUGCACUGGAAACAGGUGCUCAGACACAUUCAUCCUGCACCAGAAUGAAUGAGUUUGGUGGCUGUGGCUUGAAUCCACUGCAGCAGAGUGAGAAGCUGAGGAGGGAAUUAUGUCUCCUGCUGAACCUGCUUGGUGCUGCUUGGCUAAUUUUAACCUGUCAGUUCAAAGAGCACGGGGACCGAAAGCAACGUUAUAAAACCAAAGAGGAAACAACACGUCUGCUGUGGCACCUUGGUAAGACCUUUGUGUAGAUAAGGAUACAAAACUUCUGAUUCAAAGUCCUGUAGAUAUGAGUCAUCGUUCUCGGGCCUCCAGGGUGCGACAGCAUGUCCACUGUGAUUCCUGCUACAGCCGGCGCUGCAGGGCUCGGGUGGAGGUCUCUGUGUGCUGCGCGGUCAUCCCCUGCCGCCUGCACUGUGGAGCUCUCUUCCACCUGUGCAAAGAGGAGGAUCACCUGCUGCUCUGCCCUAACGUGAGGGUGCCCUGCCUCAACGCUGAGUACGGCUGUCCGGUCCACCUGCCCCGCUCCUCGCAGGCUGCUCACCUCCAGGUGUGUCCGGCCAGCGUGGUGUGUUGCUCCAUGGAGUGGCUCCGCUGCCCGACUGAUGACACAAACCCACACAGCAACAUAGCCCUGCAGGAGAACAUGAUGAAGGAAACUGAGGGCCAGGGGGAGGCUCUGGAUCUCGCCAUGGCCCUGGUUGAUCAGUCAGACCUUUACAGCCGCCUGAAAAUGAAGCCCCUCUAUCCAGAGCUGAUGGAGGCAGAAGAGGAGGAAAUAAAGGAUGAGAAGAAAGAGGAGACAGCAGUGGGAGGGUUUGUCAAUGGAGUUGCAAACAAAGAUACCAAUGAAGGUCUGCCCACAUCUGUUCCUGCAGAAAACAGCUUGAGUGAGAAUAAUGUUGCUGAAGAGACAGUACAGAGCAGUGUGGAUCAAAGCUCAGGCCUCAGCACAGAGAAAUACAACCUGUGUGAGAUGAUGUUCAGCAUGGAGAGAGGCGGCUGUGCUGUCGCUCAGGCAAACCAAGACAAUCCCAAACAAAACCCUGGUGAGAAGGUGAAGGCACAGAGGCAGGACAGCGUGGUGAAAAAAGACCAGAAAGACACAGAGAAAGAUGGUGCGGCUGCAGACACACCAGACACAAGUAAGACAGGGCAUGCCCCGUGGCAGGAGGGGGUGAUGGAGCGUCUGAGGGAGGAUCUCACCCCGCAGGAGUACAAUAUGUAUGUGGUACAUCAUGGGCGCAUGUUGCUCACCUUCGGACACAUCCAUGCCUGUACACCGAGGGAUAAAGAUUUUGUCUAUGGCAGCCUGGAGCCUAUCCCAGUCCAAACCCUGCGCUCUUUCAAGAUCCCUGACAGCUAUCACUACAAUCAGCGGGCUCAUCGGUACGACAUGGUUGCGCGGGCUCAGAGUGAGCCUCGCAGUGUGGACACAUCGGACCUCGGAGUCAACGAAGAGGACUGGUUCUGUGAUGAAGCAGCAGCCACCCUGCUGGGCUACGCUGAGAAGGAGGUCAUGGGUCACAAGAUCAGCAAGUCAAAGGCAGUGGAUGGGCUCUUUGUUGACGAGGGAACACAGACGUACUCGUUCCGCUCGGCUCCGUUUAAAGGGAAGACGACUCUGGCGGAGGUGGUGGUGGACAGGCCGCUGAAGCUUCAUCUUCAGCUGCAGGCAGAGAGUGUGAACAGCAGACACAACAGAGCCAGCUGUGUCUUCACCUUCCUUUGUGGUCACAGCUUCCACCGCAGAGAGUUCGCCACACAUUUCAGGAACGUCCACAGCGACAUCCAGACGUGUCUGAGUGGAUGGUUCAUGCAGAGAUGCCCCCUAGCGUAUCUGGGAUGCACCUACAGCCAGAGGAGGUUUCAGCCCUCCACACAUGAAGCCACCGUCUCCUAUAAUCAGCAGCUGAGGAGUUUCAACUUGCGUCCGACACUUUUAGCCUCAGUAGGUGACGCUUCCCAGGCGUCCAGGAGCACAGUGGACUCCUCCACCCCUCAGAGGAAGAGAGGAGGCGAGUACUCUCUGAGCUCGCUGCCCUACGAGGUGCUGUGCCACAUGGCCAGUUUCCUGGACAGUCUGUCCCUGUCCCAGCUGGCUCUGGUGUCCCGGCUCAUGAGGCAGGUGUGCUCCUCUCUGCUGCAGGAGAGAGGGAUGGUCACCCUCCGCUGGGAGAGGAAGACCUACUCACAUGGGGGAGCCAAGUGGAGGGCCAAACCUGUGUGGGAGUUCAGUCACCUCUUCUCCUCAGUGGAUUCGUGGCAUAUGGCAGACGUCCCUCCUAUAUCUGCUCAUCUAAAAGUCUGUCCUUACUACGAGACCUCUCAACACAGUGAGCCUGUUGCCCUCCCCAGCAUGAGUGAGAAACAGGGGGGCAGCCAGGAGAGGCUUACCCUCGUCAACCAUUUCACAAGACACAGAUGAAAAAACCCAUUUAAUUCUACCUGCUGGGUUAGAAUUUAUUUGUGUAUUAUUUACACUGAUGGCCAGAUUACACUGCACAAGUAUAGGGACAAAUAAGAACAAACACACAGAACAAAUAAAAUCAACCUGAACUUGUGCAGUUUUUCUUCUUCUUCAUCAUCUAUCUCAUAUUCAGUAUUAUGGAAUGAAUGGCCAUUGUAUACAGCUUUCAUUUAUUUACUGCAACAUUUUAUUAUAUGAAAAAAAGUUUAUUAUGAGACAUGGUUGAUCUCCUCCACUCUUCACCUCAUGCAUCUCUUCACCUGCCUCUCUAAAUAGUCUCCUGACUAGUGAAGAGAAGAGCAGCAGUCUGCUGAAAGUGUUUGGAUGCAACCAGUCAGUGUUUGUGUUGAGUAAUCAGUCAUCCAGGUAGUAUGUAGUAUUAAAUUAAACAGAUUCAUUAAUAAAUAAUUGAUUGAUUAGUUGAUAGACUAAAAACAGACUAAAAACCUAUCUUUUUUCACAAGCUUUUACUUAGGUUUAAAGUGUGUGGUUAAUGGGUAAAUUUUUUAUCAUAGAAUUAGUAUUAUCAUUAUUAUUAUUCCCUUUUUAAUAAUAAUGAUAAUAGCUACUUAUCUUAUUCCAUUUUUAUUGUAAUACCUUUUUAUCUUGCUGUUUUUAUCUUAUGUGUUUCCAUAUAUGUAAUACCUCCUUAUCUUAUAUGUUGCUAUCUAAUAUGUUUUUGCUAUGCAUGAUUUCUGCCUAUUUCUUCUUGCUUGCUUUUAUUUUGAAGCACAUUGAGUCUACGCCUGUCGUAUGAAAUGUG
Messenger RNA from Siniperca chuatsi (mandarin fish), 3341 nucleotides. Its product is annotated as F-box only protein 40-like. Gene Ontology annotation, cellular component: cytoplasm. Bases 398 to 2536 code for a protein of 712 amino acids. The record is from RefSeq and is a predicted model, not a curated record. The transcript is spliced from 9 exons. Lineage: Eukaryota; Metazoa; Chordata; Actinopteri; Centrarchiformes; Sinipercidae. Gene Ontology annotation, molecular function: protein binding; ubiquitin protein ligase activity; zinc ion binding.